Halichondria panicea is the source of this 4767-nucleotide messenger RNA. RefSeq names its product ral GTPase-activating protein subunit beta-like. Bases 152 to 4693 code for a protein of 1513 amino acids. Gene Ontology annotation, molecular function: GTPase activator activity. The transcript is spliced from 23 exons. The record is from RefSeq and is a predicted model, not a curated record. Gene Ontology annotation, biological process: activation of GTPase activity; regulation of small GTPase mediated signal transduction. NCBI's taxonomy places the organism in Eukaryota, Metazoa, Porifera, Demospongiae, Suberitida, Halichondriidae.
GGACCCCCCCCACACACACCAGAUAAUUAUGCCUUUUGUAAUUGUCGACCUAUACCAGUCUGUAAUUAUUGUCGACCAAUACCAGAUUAGUGUUGGCCGGCCCUUUUGAAGUGACAAACUUUCAAGUGGAUUGUAUAAGAGAAUAAACAAGAUGUACAGUGAGUGGAAAUCUCUCACCGAAGCCGUCCAAAAUGAGCCAAACCCUAACAGUGUUCUCACCACCUUCCCUCCCACGGUUGGUAGAGACGUGGUCCACGCCGUCCUGAAACCACUCAGCGAGACGACCAACUCCACUAGGGUCCCUUCCCCUAACCCGUUGUCAACGGCUGAACAAGUCCACUGGACCAUGCAGGUUAUUGGAUACGGUCUCACACUACCACUGAAUGAGCAGCAGCUCAUUGCCAGUUGUAUUGACGUCUAUGACAUCUGGUUGAACGCCUUGACGACUAAGAAAGGUUCAAUACCUGCACCUGUUUUGGCUGACCCGAAUCACUAUGCCCAGAUAAUAUUUGAGCAGUUAUCGCUACUUUUCAUGCCGAGAGUUCCUGAGCUUCCACACACAGGGAUUGGUUCGAGUUCGAGUGGAUCUACAGGAUUUCAUCACAGUAUGGGUCCUCACAACCAUGCUGUGUUGGGCAACAGAGCAUUGCAAAUUACACACUAUGUCAUCCGUAAUGCUAACGCUGUGUUCUCUCGAGAAACGUGGCAAGCUCUGCUCAAAUACCUCCUCAAAGUAUUGGACACACUUCUCUCCCCACCCCCUGAGGCGAAUAGCCUUGGGGUCACUCUCUGUAGUCUUCUCAUUCACGUUCUGUUUGAGGCAUGGCUAUGUGCCUGUAACACCUGUUUCCCAAGUCCUUCUCUCUGGAAGACACUUCGAGAGCUUUUUGCCAACUGGAGACAUCACCAUUGUGUAGUUGAGCAAUGGAAUAAAGCCGUCUACUCACUAUCUCUGCGUGUCAUCGCUCACCUCUACGGACCGAGCUACCUAAGUGGCAUCAAGCAAUCACUGGAAAAACAAGACAAAGAUUUCAAAGCGAUUAUCGAUGGAAUGCCAAAAGACGUGCUUGUCCAGUGCUGGUUUAGAAUGCUACACACAAUCGGGAACCCUGUGGAAUUGUCCUACCCUAGCAGAAUUUUUCAAUCCCCUGCCUUUCAAGCAGCUUUCAGUGAGUUCGAGUCAAGCAAACCCAAGCACAAGAUCCAUUCCUCUAUCCAAACCUGCUUAACCGACCUCCCCAAGAUAUUCCAAGAAGUGAUGUCUGGUAUUGCAAAGCUUGUGUAUCUGUUUCUAGCUGAGCGGAUGCCAAGUCGAGUGGUCAAGAAGGUGGAGCUCCCUGUGGUUAGGACUGCGCAUGGCUCUCCGGGUGUCAGGGCUAUACGGGAUGGACUCAGACAAGCCACAGGCAAUCGUGUGAGCACCUGGUAUGUGACUCCUGUGUCACCUGGUUCCUCGGCCUCUGUAAGCUCCGCCCCCUCCACCCCCUCCUCUGCUCCCCGGGCCGUUACUGUACCCUUAUUUGGGGAGGUGGGAAAGCCGAGAGGAAACACACUUCUCCACUUGUUUGGAGAGUGGCUCUUUGAGGCAGCCAUCUGGCCCUCUGAAGAGAAAGAGAAGAAGAGGCUUAGUCAUGUGACUUCAGAGCAUUCCCAUGGUGCGUCAGCUGACCUGGUGAACAUUGGGGACUAUGAGGAGGGUCGUGCUGAAGCCCUUGGUGCUCUCUGUUCUAUCUUCACCUCCCAGCAGUGUGGUGAACCAUUUCUGCCCGUCUACUUGGGCAGGUUCUAUCACGCCCUCACAGUUGGGCUGCAGUUCAACGAGGCGAUCUGCCAUGGUCAAAUGCUGACCAAGAUCAUCUUGAACUCACGUGGCCUACUCAGGAAGGACAUGAAGAGCAUCAACAUGGUGGUGCCCCAUCUCAUAGAGGCCCUUGAAAUCAUUCUACCACCCAACGAAGUCUCCUUCAGGUGCGCUGUGGACAGUGUUGAGCUGCGUAACUGUUCCAUUGAUCUCCUCCUCUCCAUGCUCUCUCUGCCCCUGCACUUCCUCGACCAGCCUCUACCCGACUUGUCCAAGGUAGUCCCUGAUCUCCAAGUCCCACCCACUCCUUCCCAUCGAGGCUCCUUGUCUGCAAAUACCCUGACCUCUGACCCCAGCUCCACCCACAAUACCACGGACGGCCCUCCUCUCACAUUUGUCUCACUGAAAGACAAGCUCCUCAACAUUCUCUUUAGAGCAGUGGAGAGUGAGAAGGAUCCGGUUAAUGUGCAGAUGCUGCUCCACGCACUCAUGACCUUCAUGCAGGACAUAGUGUGCUAUGAGAAUGCCGUGUCUCGGAUGAUCUCUGUUGAGAGUGAGGAGGAUGUGGAAGUGUCAUCCAUCAAUGCCCCCCAUCGUCCCCUCGGUGCCACUCGGAGUGACGCCUCAGUCCAGUCACAGAUCACCCUCUCACCAACUGUCUAUUCAACGUCGUCUCUGUUCCAGCAGGCUGUGACAUCGGGCAACUACUGUCUGACUGAGUGGGGAGAGACUAACGUGCAAGUGGCCUUGGCUGCACUAGAGCUCUUUGGGGGACUGGCAGAGCUGCAAAUCGAGGACAUUAAUCGCAGUGACUGUCAGCAUCCUGUGCUGCUGGUGUGUAGCUUUAUCCAGCACCAAGCCAUGAAGGACAGGCCUCAACACAACAAGGAUCUCCACACGUCCAUAGUGGCUGCUCUCAACACCCUGCUACGCUGGAUCAAUGCACACCCCUAUCUCCUAGGUUACAAGGAGUCACUGACAGCUGUAAUGGAGGUGAUAGAACUGGGUGUGUCAGGCACAGUGUCAUCUAUGGCAAAUGGGGAGAAGGUGUACAAAGGCAACAAGGAGAUGAAGCCAAUUUCUGGAAGAGUGAAAGAAAUGGCUGAAUUCAUACUCUCCUGUGUCAUGGAGAAGGCUGGUGCAUUCCCAUCACCGUGUGGAGCUGAGGCUUUAUCUUCUUUGCUCUCCGAAGAAGACAUUAUAUCGAAGCUUCGGCCUGAAACAAAGGAAAAUGCAAAGUUCCAGUACUUCAUCAUGGACAAUUCACUGGUGCUUGGUCUAUUGGAGGGUGCAUUCCAUGACGACGAUGCAAGCUCACUGCCUACAGUGACAGCUGUUGUCCGCAGCCUCACUGGAAGACACGUGUGGAGCAUGCAGCUGCGGAAUAACCCUCGAUCACAGCAGGUUUCCACUGAUCAUAUGAUCAGCAAGCCCCGCCCACAUCCAAGGACCCCUCGCACAAUACCUCAGUCAGACUUGGAGCGGAGGCCAUGGCCAGAACAAGUCGACCAGGAGCCCAUCAUGAAAAUUAACCAGAGUAUCCCUGACCUGGAGGAGGUGUUAGACGAUAUCUCCCUGCCUCUACACACGGCCAUUGCUGCACUCACCACUCAGCAGAUUGAGGAGGAGGUCAAAGUUCACAAUAAGGCUCGUCUCCGUAGAGACAGUGUGACAUACCCUGACCCUACGAUAGCUUUGGAGCCUACCAGGGUUCAAGAGUGCGUGAACACGGCACGGCUGUUCUUGAAUCACAUAGGAAUGCUGAAUAUUGAGAGUGUUCAGGAACGUGCUGACAGCCAACAGUCUUCCCUGACUAUGCUAGAGAACAGUCCGAACCUGCUGAACAGCCUCUGCACUCUGGACCGCCUUCCCUCUCGUUACUGUAACACAGUGUUUGUACUCUACCUCAAAGAGGGGAUCUCUAAACCUGAAGAUAUCUUACUCACACAGAAACUGAUGGAUAAGCCUGCCGAGUACAUAGAGUUUCUACACGGCCUGGGAUGGAUAGUGGACCCCAUCUCACACCCAGGAUUCUCAGGUCGUAUCCGUGAGGCAAAAUCCUUUGACCAAUCUCGACCUAUAGGGUUAUCCGCUGAAAUCCCACUAAAACCGUUCCCGUACUAUGCCGACGCUAUCUCUGAAGUAGCCUUUAUAAUGCCAACUCUUAAACCUUCGUCGAGUGAUUCAGCGUUGAGUAUUCGAAGCACCGAAUCAUCUGACUCCGGUCAAGACACCAACUCCCUGUCCAGCCAUCAAGGAGAGCUUCUAUCCUCUAUGCAACCCCCUAUGAAGGACACACAGGGCAGUGGUGUGGGCGAAUCUGCAGUGACUGCCGAUGGUGGUGGCGGUACUAGUCGUAGACACAGCAGCAAACCGGAGAUAGUCGCGCUGGACACACCACGUAGCAAAAGAGGAGCAGUGCCUCAGGACUGUGCAGCUAUUGUUGUCUGGCUGGAGAAGUUUGAGGAUCAUUCGACGUUUCCCCUGGAGACACUGAGUGGUAUUCUACACAGUGGAGGUGUGACUGGGAGUCAGAAGUUUGUCAAGAAGGGGCUACCGGUAGUGUUUAUUCACAUGCUCUCAUCUGGGCUCUUUCAGAUCAUCACAAAGAACCCAAAAAGCAGACCUGACACCAUGGCUGGGCCACUCAUUGAUGGGAUGGUGGUCAGUCGACGCUCACUCAGUAUCCUAGUACGUCAGACAACUCUCAACAUGUGUCAGCGACACAGGAUGGAAAAUGAAGGGUAUUGCCCUCCUCAUGUAAAGCGCAAACGAAAGAUUGAAGAGAUGGCUGCUAACUUUGGACUCAGAGUGCCAGUAGCUGACUUUUAUUGCAGACUGUUCUCACAAAUGGACAAUAGACAAGACAAUGCACAUAUGUCAGUAUUGUGAACUUCAUUGUAAUUACGUACAUGUAGACAUGCAAACGUCAAUGUAAAAAUAAAAAUUUUUGUUGUGGUUUUAUA